Molecule: messenger RNA, 390 nt
Organism: Rotaria sp. Silwood1
Lineage: Eukaryota; Metazoa; Rotifera; Eurotatoria; Philodinida; Philodinidae
Source: the annotation of a GenBank genome assembly
AUGCGUGGUGAAUAUGAUGCACAUCUUCAAUGGCCAUUUAAACUUAAAGUAACAUUUUCUUUAAUUGAUCAAUCAACAACGAAUGAUAAACGAUAUCAUAUUGAUCAAUUUUGUUGGCCUGAUUCAACCGACAUAUGUUUUCAACGUCCUACAACCGAUAUGAAUACCGCGUAUGGUAUUUCAAGGUUUUGUCUUCUUGAUCUAUUUAGACAAAAGCGAAAUUGUUUUGUUCAAAAUGAUACAAUGUUUAUUAAAGUUGAAGUUGAUCUUUUAAGUGAAAGGUCAAGCUUACCAUUGAGAGUUGGUGCAGGUCAAUUACCCAGUGAUGAUGAACACGUUGAUACAAAGGAUGACGAUCUACUGCGUAUCAUUUGUCGUGACGAUGCAUAA